AUGGUCUAUCUUGACAUUUAUCAGACUGCCAUCUCACUAACAGACGCAAUGAACAACUCGACGGUUCUGCAAGGAAAAGUUGCGGAGAUCGCAUCACGUGUUCUAGACAAGAUUCCAGAUCACGUGAAGACACAGGUGGCCGAUCACGUGACUAAGCUGACGGACAUUGGCAAGUUUUACUACGACAACAGAAACGAUUACACCAGCACCGUGACUGAUCACGUGAUCUCAUACUACGACAAGGUCGCCACCUGUGCUGGGACCCACUAUGCUCAAUUGGGCAAUGCCGUCACCAUGUGGAUGCAUGAUCUGCCCUUUGACGAGCAGAUUCUGAUUUUCUCGUUUCUCAUGGUGGCUGCUGUCGCCGUGGUUUAUGCCGGAGCCAAGGCCGGUGUGUGUCGACCUUUUGGAUCACGUGACCCUGACGAGAAUUCGGAGCUUUUCCACAUCUGUGAUCUUCAGGAGACUCAGACUGAGUCUGUUGGAGAUUCCGAGGCUCUUUUCAUGCCUGUUUUCGGAGGUCUGUUCCUUUGCGGCUUGUAUUUUGCCAUCAAAUACCUGUCCAAGGAGACUGUACAGUGGUUCUUGACCCACUACAUGAGUUUUGCCGGCUCCAUGAGUGUCGGAUUGGUGGUUUCCAUGGGAUACAAGGGUCUCCUCAGAACCGUGUUCAACAGCAAUGUGGCUCAUUACAAGAUUGUUCUGUGUGACGAUCGGGCAUACCGAGGUGUUGGAAGCUUUUCUCGAUCCGAUAUCGAGCAGAUGGAAUGUGAUAAGGCCGAGAAGGCUGAUGGAGAAAAGAAAAACUCGAAAUCCAAAGCCAAGAAGAAGUCCAAGAAGGAUAAGACCGUAUCAAAAGGAAAGAGCAAUGCUGGUGGAGUUGGAAAGGCUGUUGAAAAGUCUGAUAGCGUUGUGGCUGUCGUUGAGAGUGCCAAAAACACGCCCACCAAGGGCAAUAAGAAGUCCAAGAAGGAUAAGAAGGGAGAGACUGGACUCAAUGGCUCUCAGCGAGCCGGCAAAAUGUCUGACAUUGAUGACAGCUUCAAAACAGAAUCCAAGAAAUCCAAGUUCAACCUUAUGGCCAAGUACUUUCCCAUCAUCACCACCGACGACCAGCUGUAUGCCAUCCAUUUCACUGUUGUUGACAUCCUGUGCUUCUUCCUGUCUAUUUUCUGUCUCCUCUCCAUGAUCAAGUACCCCGAGAUUGCCAAGAACUGGAUCAUCAACAAUCUGCUGGGUGUGUGCAUUGCCAUCACCGGUAUGUCCACUCUCAAGCUGUCUACCUUCAAGUCUGGUCUCAUCAUGCUUGCCGGACUCUUCUUCUACGACAUUUUCUUUGUCUUUGGCACUGAUAUUAUGCUCACGGUUGCCACCUCUAUUGACGGCCCCAUCAAGCUAGUGGUCCCCAAGAAUGAGUUUGGCAAGGGAGCUCUUCUUGGACUCGGUGACAUUGUCGUUCCUGGCGUCUACAUGAGCUUGUGUCUCCGAUACGACGUGUUUCGAUACUACAAGGACGGUAAGGAGCCUUUCCAUCUGGCUCGAAAGAUCAAUGCUCCCUACUUUGUGACGUCUUUGAUCUUCUACGUGAUUGCCCUGAUCACCACCAUGGUGGUUCUGUUUGUGUUUGAGCACGGACAGCCCGCACUUCUGUACAUUUGCCCUGCUCUGAUGAUUUCUACUUUCUUGGUGGGUGUUUACCAGGGGGAGCUGGGUGCUCUGUGGGCCUACGACGGAGAGAAUGAGCUGGAGGAAUAA
Molecule: messenger RNA, 1755 nt
Organism: Yarrowia lipolytica CLIB122
Lineage: Eukaryota; Fungi; Ascomycota; Dipodascomycetes; Dipodascales
Biological process (GO): membrane protein proteolysis
Cellular component (GO): membrane; cytoplasmic side of endoplasmic reticulum membrane; lumenal side of endoplasmic reticulum membrane
Molecular function (GO): aspartic endopeptidase activity, intramembrane cleaving
Source: RefSeq, a predicted model, not a curated record